Messenger RNA from Prorocentrum cordatum, 2107 nucleotides. The record is from the annotation of a GenBank genome assembly. NCBI's taxonomy places the organism in Eukaryota, Dinophyceae, Prorocentrales, Prorocentraceae.
GCCCAAUACAUCCUCCAAACCCGCCGAUUCUCAGAGAUUUCGAGUUAUCCCGAUCCGAUUUUGUCCCUAUCUUCGCGUCGUUUUACACUGUGGGGGGCCACCUGCGAGCCCUAAAUCCCUACCCCCCACGGUUUCUGGGGCCGGAGCAGCUCGAGCCUUCGCAGCAGGCACUCGGGCUCAAGAGGUUCGGGGACCGCUGAGCGUCCGGGCACGGAUAAGGGGCGUCCAGGCGCGGGGCAGCGAGCGGGGCCGGCGUCGGAGCCCUGGCCGACGCAUGGUGGCCUUGGCUGGCCGUUGUCAUGACGAGCUCCUGGUGGACGGGGCAGAGGAUGAGUGCGAGGAUCUGAAGGCACUCGCAUCUGAGCUCGCAGCAUUUUUCAGUAUGGGUGGGGGUGCAGAGAGCUUGCUGUCUACCUCAGGUCUUGAGAGACGGGCAGAUAGGUACGGGGGCGAGGGGAUUUUUGCUACUCGUGAUUUGCCUCUGGGCUUUGAGCUUUUUAUUCCCAGGCGUUAUGCUUUUGAUGCAGCUGUCGCUCGCAGAACGCGGCUCGGGAGUGCACUGAGGCCCGAUCUCGGAUUCACAGACGAGGACGCCUUUCUGGCAGUGCUUGCGGAAGCACGGCUGCCAUCUUCCGAGUCUCCUUUCCGUCCCUAUGUAUCUACUUUGCCACAGGCCGCCCCUGAUGCUGCAUCUUGGCCUGCGAUUGCCCGGCGGAUGUUGGUCGGCACGGAUCUUGGCGCAGCUCUAGUGGUGGCGGAGCGGGACCUUGUUGAGUUAGUCACUCGAUUGCACACUGUCUCUUCAGCUGCACACCUAAAUCUUGAAGACCUGCGUUGGGCCCGUGGCAUCAUGCUAAGCCGGAGAUUUCCAGAGUUGAACAACGACGGUAGUUGCAUUGGGGCAAGUGGCAUGUGGGGGACACUGGGUUUGUUAGUUCCCAUCUUCGAUCUUUUCAACCACAGUGGUGAUGCACCGUGCACGAUGGCGAGGAAGCAUGUUCCCACGGAAGGGGCUGCAGCAAAUCCUGAAUACUUGGUCCUGAGCAAUCCUAGCCCGCUUUGUGCUGGACAGGAAGCAAUGAAUAAUUAUGGCACGGACAAGAGCAAUGAGGAGCUGCUGGCAAUGUACGGCUUCGCCUGUGCAAACGGUGCUUCCGAUGGCGUAUCGUUGCUCGUGACUGCUUCGCCUGUGGCCGAGCCCAUUCGUUGCUUUCUGGGAGCUGGUGGCAUUACAGAGGCGGUAUGGGCGACACUGACUGCUGGCGCAACUGCUCUGGAGGCUGAGGCCGACCCUGACGCUUUUGAGCGAGAGGUCCUGAGUAAGUUAUAUCGUGCACUUGCUGACAAGUUGAUUGCACUCGAUGCCGGGGAGCCCAGCUACGACAGCGGCUGCGACGAUGGUGUUGAUGUUUUGGCAGGGUACGUCAAGCACUACAGAAAGGGUUUACGCCGCGUGUUGACACGGGCCUUGAAAGAGUGCGAUGCGAUGGUGCAGGUGCUAGCUGAGGCUGAAUCUGACGAAUCAAAGUCUGGCAGUGAUGAUGCAGAGCCCUAACAAGAACAUCAACCCUAACGUAACUUUGUAUCCUGCCACUCUUGCAAAAUGAAGAAUCAAGGCUACCUGAACACUUUGUCCCCCGGAGAACUUUUGGUCAUUGCCUUUGCCUGGUUGCUGAGGGAGGCAAGUCAGUGACAGCAGGGCCGAUGGAGGUCAUAGUGAACUAUUCAAUCGAAGCGAGUAUUUGUUUGCGGCAGGUGGUUGCCUUGGCUGACACAUGAUGGCCCAUGUGUGGUCUAGGAUGCCGCCGCAUGCUUAUUUUUUAACCACCAGUAGUUGACGGACUGACUCGAGGCAUUGUGAGUGGUCUGUGAUCGGUGGUCCUGCUGAGCCAGAGGACAUCGGGCAAAGAGCACAGCCUGUACCUUGCAGGGCUCAGCUGGUUGGCUGAGCUGGAGGUCUGCAAGCGCAGGGCACAGCGCUAGUACCUCGCAGAGCUCUGUUUCGAAGCCAGGCGAGAGCGCGAGGCCGUGGAUAUGUCCGCCCCUUCUCACUUUUCCCCUCCUCCUCCGCCUCCUCCUCCUCCUCCUCCUCCUCCUCCUCCCCCUC